Molecule: messenger RNA, 3302 nt
Organism: Tupaia belangeri chinensis (Chinese tree shrew)
Lineage: Eukaryota; Metazoa; Chordata; Mammalia; Scandentia; Tupaiidae
Gene: AGBL2
Product: AGBL carboxypeptidase 2
Exons: 17
Coding region: 231-2765 (844 amino acids)
Biological process (GO): proteolysis
Molecular function (GO): zinc ion binding; metallocarboxypeptidase activity
Source: RefSeq, a predicted model, not a curated record
UCCUGCUCUCCGACCCCGGACCUCCCUUCCACCCCCGCGAGCCCUCAUUCUCGUUCCUUGCAUGGGGCCAGCUAGGGCCCUGGCGCCUGUGGACGAGGGGUCGAGGAGGCGCGCCCGCGCUGACGACGCAGCUUCGCAGGUCUAACCGGCCGCCCUUUCGGGAAUUCGGCAAGGCUGCGGCUUGAUGUUCGGCUCACUGGCGGGUCUUCAGCAGAGCAUGCGGAAGUAGCAUGUUCCCAGCGCUGGAAACAGAGCUGAAGCAGGAGGCUCUUCCUGAUCCCUAUGAAGACUUCAUGUACCAUCACCUCCAGUAUUAUGGCUAUUUUAAAGCUCAGAGAGACAGUUUGCCAAACUCUGCAACACAUCAGCAUGUUUGGAAGAAUAACCCUCGAUACCUGUUGAAUGGCUGUUAUGGAGAAAGAGAUGAUUUGUUACCAGACACCCUGCAAAAGGAGAAGCUUCUGUAUUCAUUUAUGCUGAGUUCACCACUUCUCAGAAGCAAGCAGCUUCUUUAUGAUGAGUUGGACGAAGUGAACCCACGUCUUCAAGAACCUCGCGACCUCUUUGCUUGUUUCUCUAGCAGUGGGUCACUGCAGGCUCCAAGGUGGCCAAUAGAAUGUGAGGUCAUCAAGGAAAACAUUCAUCAUAUUGAAUGGGUUCCACCUCGACCAGAAUAUUUCUAUCAACCUACAGGAAAUGAAAAAGUACCAGAAAUUGUAGGAGAGGAAAAAGGCAUAGUAGUUUAUCAAUUAGAUUCAGUACCCACAGAAGGUUCCUAUUUCACCAACUCCAGAGUGGGAGGCAAGCGAGGAAUUAUCAAGGAGAUUGCUGUCACAUUGCAAGGACCGGAAGAUAACACUCUACUAUUUGAGUCAAGGUUUGAGAGUGGGAAUCUGCAAAAGGCUGUCAGAGUAGGCACCUAUGAGUAUGAACUCACCUUGCGAACCGACCUCUACACAAACAAACACACUCAGUGGUUUUAUUUUCGCGUUCAGAACACUAGAAAAGAUGCCACCUAUCGCUUCACCAUUGUCAACUUGCUAAAACCUAAGAGCCUUUAUACUGUAGGGAUGAAGCCACUCAUGUACUCCCAGCUGGAUGCCAGCACCUACAACAUUGGCUGGAGGAGAGAAGGAAAUGAAAUCAAGUACUACAAGAACAACGCGGAUGACGGGCAGCAGCCUUUCUACUGUCUCACAUGGACCAUUCAGUUUCCACAUGACCAGGACACUUGCUUCUUUGCACACUUCUACCCAUACACAUACACUGAUUUGCAGUGCUACCUCCUGUCAGUCGCAAAAAACCCCGUCCAGUCUCGGUUCUGCAAGCUCCGAACUUUAUGUAGGAGCCUUGCAGGAAAUACCGUCUACCUGCUCACCAUCACCAACCCAUCUCGGACCCCUCAAGAGGCAGCUACAAAGAAAGCCGUGGUCUUAAGUGCCAGAGUCCACCCUGGGGAAAGUAAUGGCUCCUGGAUCAUGAAAGGCUUUUUGGACUUCAUCCUUGGCAACUCCCCAGAUGCCCAGCUCCUCAGAGAUAUCUUUGUCUUCAAGGUGGUUCCCAUGUUAAAUCCAGAUGGUGUGAUCGUGGGGAAUUACCGGUGUUCACUGGCUGGAAGGGACUUGAAUAGGCAUUACAAAACCAUUCUGAAGGAUUCUUUCCCUUGCAUUUGGUACACCAGGAACAUGAUCAAAAGACUUCUUGAAGAAAGAGAGAUUCUCUUAUAUUGUGAUUUCCAUGGCCACAGCCGUAAGAAUAAUAUCUUCCUCUAUGGCUGUAAUAACAACGACCGCAAGCACUGGCUUCAUGAGCGAGUUUUUCCUUUAAUGUUAAGCAAAAAUGCACCAGAUAAGUUUUCUUUCCACAGUUGUAAUUUUAAAGUCCAAAAGUGUAAAGAAGGAACAGGACGAGUUGUGAUGUGGCGGAUGGGAAUCCUGAACAGCUACACUAUGGAGUCUACCUUUGGCGGGUCCACCCUGGGCAAUAAAAGAGACACACACUUUACCAUUGAGGAUCUGACAUCCCUGGGUUAUCAUGUCUGUGACACCCUUCUGGAUUUCUGCGAUCCUGACCAAACCAAGUUCACUCAGUGUCUAGCAGAGCUUAAGGAGCUCUUACAACAGGAAAUCCACAAAAAAUUGAAUGAACUUGGAGAAGAUAUGAAUUUAGAAGGAAGCUGGAGUGACAUCUCUUUGUCUGACAUUGAAUCCAGCACCAGUGGUUCUGACAGCUCCCUCUCAGAUGGUCUCCCUGUUCACCUACAGAGCAUAGCAGAUGAGUUGAAUCAAAAGAAGAAGAUGUCAAAGAAAAAAAAAAAGAAGCCACUUAAGACUAGGAAACAGCGAAAUGAGCAGUACCAGAAAAAUAAUUUGAUACGAGAGUUAAAGUUAACAGAAGAGGCCCCGGAAAGGGCAAGAUUUACUUCUGUACUGCAAAAGCAGCGUACUUUUUUAAAAAACUCAGAGAAUUCUACUUCGACAAUAAAUAAUGUAAAACCAAGGUUGAAAGAGAUGCAGUUAAAUGGAAGGGACAAUGGUACCUCCCUGGACCCAUCAAUGUCCACAUUGAUUCUAACUAAGAAAGAGAGAAUGCAGAAGAAGGAAGCCUUAACAGCAUCAUGCUCUCCAAAGAGAAGUACCAGCUCCAGCCAAGAGCCAGCCCCAGGUAUGAAACCCAGCUGGCAUAGGAACAGCUAUCCUGCUGCAAGGAGAAGCCGGCCCACCAUGGCAGUGUACCCUUCCUUACACGUUUACACGUACCCAUAGGUGCACUUGGGCCACAGCACACAGAGCUGGGGUAGACCCAUUUUGUAACAGGGAGAGAGAUGUGUGCUUAGGAACUGGGCUCGCUCAUGGUAUGCUGAGUCAUGCAUUCAUCACGCACUGACCUUACACUUCACUCUUAACACUGUGCACAUGUCCUCAGGACACAUACCUCAUGAAUUCCAUUAUUUUUCAUACAAUGAAAUUUUCUCAUAACGUAUAGAAAGUGCAUCUUCAUUAUACCAAAGUGUGUGCUCAUGGAACUACAGCACAGAUACACUUCAUUUUAACCAACCAUCUCUCUAAAAUAGGGGCAAAUCCAUUUUAAAGGUCCCAUUAUUUUAAACAUAUUUUGGGAGUAUGCUAUAUGGAAAAAGGUCUUGUGUCCAAGCUUGCCAAGGAUAAAUGAUUGGCUAGACUGUUGUACACCAGGUUUCCUCCGAGUCAGGUGUUUCCACAUAGAGGUAACAGUUCAUGUGUUACCUAGAAUUUAAUGUCGUGUAUAUUAUGUUCAAUAAGGCUAUGUAAAUCCUUCUACCU